Miscanthus lutarioriparius is the source of this 1245-nucleotide messenger RNA. Lineage: Eukaryota; Viridiplantae; Streptophyta; Magnoliopsida; Poales; Poaceae. The record is from the annotation of a GenBank genome assembly.
AUGGAGAAAGGAGCGAAGACAGGGAGAGAACGAAACCCUAGAGAUUGGUUGGAUCCUUUUAGACCCUGUGUGCCACAGAAUAGUUUAUUGCUGAUGUGGUGUGUGGCUAUGAGCCUAAGAGAACUGUGUCAACUCAAGAACCGAGGAGGGAGGGAGCAAGCCACCGUGAUCCUCAGCCCUUCUAGCUCAUCAGAUUACAGAGAAUCAGAGAUGGGGUGUGUGUCGUCCAAGAUCCUGGCGAAAUCAGGGAGCUUUCAGGAGAAGGUGAGCUGCAGCCUGGGCCACAGCUUCCAGAGGAGCAGCGCGAUCGAGGAGAUCAUCCUGUCCACCUCUAAGAGCAACGGCGACCAGUUCCUGGCCCUCCUCCGCAGCUCCACCUCGUCGGCCAGGAAAGCCAAGGAGCCCGCCGAGGUGCAUAGCCCCGCGACGGCGCCGGCGCCGGCCGAGCCGCCGGCCAAGAUCGAGACGAUCGACGUGUCAGAGCUGCUCGCCGGCCUGGAGGAAGAGGGCUGCUGCACGGCGGAGCAAGCGCGGGAACGGCGGCAGAGCAGUCGCGACGGGUCACCGGCUCCGUGGCCCGCGUCGGUCUCGGACGGCGGCGCGGCCGGGAGGGCGAGGAGCUUCCGCACGGUGGAGGAGUUCGACGCGAUGGUACUGACGCAGCAGCAGCAGCACACGCAGAGCGAGAGCGGCUCGUCGUCGGAACGAGCGACCGCGCUGGCAACCGAGCAUGAGGAGGAGCUUGCUACAGCCACGGCGGCGGCGGCGGCUGCGGCCUCGACCGCGGAGGCAGAGCUUUCAGGCGGGUCCGGAUCGAAGGCCGCCGCUGGAGCCAAGAGGCGGGCGAGGGCGCGGCAGCUGGGCGAGCUGAGUGUGCCGGCGGCGGCUUUCGACUUCUCCAUCUCCAAGUCCGGGAGCCUGCGGGACUGGCUGCGCCAGGGCGGGCAGAUCUUCUCGCCGGGCUCAUACGUCACGCCCAGGUUCGGGACGUCGCCAACGCCGGCUGAGCGCGGAGGAGGAGCCGGCGGCGAGCAGCAGCAGGCGCUGUUCGACCCGGAGCUGGUCGCGCAGUUCGAGCGCGCCAUGGAGCAGCUGUCGGAGGACGAGGGCCGCGUCCUCGACGAGAUCCUCGAGGCGCUGGAGCUGGAGGCCGUGGAGAAGGAUGGCGCGGCGGCGGCGGUCGGCGGAGUGCGCGAUGGUCAGCCGGCUGACGUGGCGGCGGCUGCACUUGUGCAGCAGGUCUAG